This is a messenger RNA of Hemicordylus capensis (graceful crag lizard), 1462 nucleotides long. RefSeq names its product forkhead box E3 (gene FOXE3). Gene Ontology annotation, molecular function: RNA polymerase II cis-regulatory region sequence-specific DNA binding; DNA-binding transcription factor activity, RNA polymerase II-specific. The record is from RefSeq and is a predicted model, not a curated record. Bases 38 to 1309 code for a protein of 423 amino acids. The transcript has a single exon. Gene Ontology annotation, biological process: regulation of transcription by RNA polymerase II; anatomical structure morphogenesis; cell differentiation. NCBI's taxonomy places the organism in Eukaryota, Metazoa, Chordata, Lepidosauria, Squamata, Cordylidae.
CUCAGCCGCCUCUCCCUUUCCGGGGCUUUCCUCGUAUAUGAAUCUGGCCGGCUUUUCCUUUUUCUCGGGUAUGUGCACCAUGACAGCCGACUCCCUCCACUCGCCCAGCCAGGGGGCUAGCCCGGGUUCCCCCAACUUGCACAGAGGCUCCCCGUCGAGCUGCAAAGUGGAGCCGCUGUUGAUCAAAUCGGAGCCCAGAGGAAGCCCGGCGGAGAGAGCAGGGGAGCAGUCUUCCGAGGACCCGUUGCCUUGCUCGGGCGCAGGUGGAGGAGGAGCCGGUGGAGGCGGCGGGGGCCGUCGGAGGAAGCGGCCGGUGCAGCGCGGCAAGCCGCCGUAUUCUUACAUCGCACUGAUCGCCAUGGCCAUCGCCAACGCGCCCGAGCGAAGACUCACGCUGGGCGGUAUCUACAAGUUCAUCACGGAGCGUUUCCCCUUCUAUCGGGAGAACCCCAAGAAGUGGCAGAACUCCAUCCGCCACAAUCUGACGCUCAACGACUGCUUCGUCAAGAUCCCUCGCGAGCCGGGCCACCCGGGCAAAGGCAACUACUGGACCCUGGACCCCGCCGCCGAGGACAUGUUCGACAACGGCAGCUUCCUGCGCCGCAGAAAGCGCUUCAAGCGCACCGACCUCACCACCUAUCCAGGCUACGUGCACAGCGCCAGCGCCUUCACGCCCAAUCCGGGCCCCGUUGCCCGGCCGGGCCCUUGCAACGGCUCCGGAGGCGCAGGCUACCCGGGCAGCAGCGGCCCGAUCUACUCGCCGGGCGGCUCCUAUAGCGCGCAACUGCCUGGCCUUCCCCAGUACCCGGGGGCGCCCGCUGCCCUGCCGCCGCGGAUGUUCAGUAUCGACAGCCUCAUUAGCUCCCAGCAGCAGCAGCAAGUGGCCGCUCUGCAGGCCUCCCCGGUGGGACCAGAGCUGGGGCAUCAUCCCAUGGGCCUGAAUGGGGCUGGCGACCUGGGCAGCUGCCCUGUGGGCAACCCGGAGGCUUGUUUCCAGAGCCAGCCAGUCAGCCCCGGCUUGCUGGGCCGGCAGCCCCCAGCCUUGGCCUACCCGUACUCGGCUUCCCCACCAGGCCACCUAGCGGUGCCGCAAGGCGCCUACUCCCCUCCUAACGCGCAACUCUACGCCGCCCCCAACAGGCUGACUCUGCAGCCCGGCCGCCCGGCCUCUUCCUGCGCUGACCACGCGGAGCAACUCUUAGGCCUUGCAGCCUCCCAGCUCAACGGUCUUGGGCAGUUUGGAGCCGCCACCAAUAACUCUUACAUGAGGCAGCCCAACUUCCCUUCAGGCCUGGAGAGAUACUUGUGAAAUGGGUUUGGAAGCCUGCCUUGGUGGUGGCGCAACUGGAACCCAGGCCAAGUGUGCGACACACACAUCUCUCUUGGAACAUAUUUUUUAGCAUAGAGUCAGGUGGGAGGGGAAGCCCCUGCCUAGUACUUGAACGGUGCUCUUUUGACAAUA